This is a messenger RNA of Danaus chrysippus (African queen), 1155 nucleotides long. The record is from the annotation of a GenBank genome assembly. NCBI's taxonomy places the organism in Eukaryota, Metazoa, Arthropoda, Insecta, Lepidoptera, Nymphalidae.
AUGAUGAAUCAAGAAAUUAUGUGCGAAGUUGAGAUUGGUACACACGAUGGCAUGGUUGAGAUUGAUGUCGAUGAACAAGUCGGGGUAAAGUAUGAAGAAAUUGAGACUGGCCAAUACGAGGAAUAUAUAACGGAUGAUCAGUAUGAGGAGGUUGAAGAACAGGUUAUUGGUAUGCAGCAUUUAGAAGAAGAUUAUAAAAUUUCAGUUGGCAGCGAGGAGGUUAUACUACCAGGGAUAUCCGAGGAGGUUCUACAUAAUGAUGCUACAUACGACAAUGUUUACCAACCACCCGGAAAUAGCAGAAGAGGUCGUGGCAGACCGAAGGUGAACACCUCAAACAACAUACACCACUUGAUGCCGAUAGGUGAAGUACCAAUGGGUUUGAUGGAGAAUAACUCAGGUCGAGCUGCUCGCAGAUGGGAACAGAAGCAAGUCCAGAUCAAAACUAUGGAGGGAGAGUUCUCAGUGACUAUGUGGGCUACUGGAGAGGAUGAUGAUGACGGAUCAAACCCUGAACCAGAUCCCGAUUACACUGAGUAUAUGACGGGGAAGAAGAAUGUACUGGGAAAUGAUAAUAUGCCAGGUUUAGAUUUAUCAGAUCCGAAGCAAUUGGCGGAGUUCGCACGUCCGGGACAUAAGAUAAGGCUGAAAAAACCUUCUCCGGAGUCAUCAGACAGAACUAUAGCGUGUCCACACAAGGGUUGUUCAAAGAUGUUCAGAGACAAUUCUGCCAUGAGGAAACAUUUACACACGCACGGACCAAGGGUACAUGUGUGUGCCGAAUGUGGUAAGGCGUUUGUAGAGAGUUCAAAGUUGAAACGUCACCAAUUGGUCCACACAGGAGAAAAACCUUUCCAAUGUACCUUUGAGGGAUGUGGCAAGAGAUUCUCGUUGGACUUUAAUCUUAGAACCCACGUCCGUAUUCACACGGGAGAUCGCCCUUAUGUCUGUCCGUUCGACGGCUGUAAUAAGAAAUUCGCGCAGUCAACGAACCUCAAGUCACACAUACUGACACACGCUAAGGCCAAAUCAAGAAAUUCCCUGUCUCGGAACGGUAAUGCCUAUGAAUCAGCGAGAACAACACCACAAUAUGUUCAGCUGGAAGUGUCUCCAGAUGAUUCAAAUCCUCAACUAAUCUUCUACACUCACGAGUGA